AAUGUGACUGUUACAAUUGUUCAAGGCCGAUAAUAAGCAAGUCCUUAAGAUGGGCAAUUCCUACUUCAUAGCAACUUGAGAAUGGUAUUAGUCAUAAGAAAAGAGAAGUAAGAUGAACAAUUGUUGCUGCAUGGCAACUUGAAGAUAGUGUUAGUCAUAAUAAAAGGGAAGUGGCUUGCAUUGACUUUGGAAUGACUAGGAUUUUAAGAGGAAAUGAAGAUCAAGCCAAUAUUAGACGAGUUGUUGGGACAUAUGGCUAUAUGUCCCCUGAAUAUGCAAUGGUAGGAUUAUUUUUAGAGAAAUCCGAUGUGUUCAGCUAUGGUGUAUUAUUACUAGAGAUGUUCCAUCUUCAAACUAAUCUUUACACUUUCGAGGCUUGGAAAUUGUGGAAUGAAGACAAUGUUUUGGCAAUGGUAGAUAAGUUGGUUUGCGAUCCAUGUCACCAUAGAGAGAUUCUAAGAUGCAUACAUGUGGGAUUGCUAUGUGUGCAAGAAAUGGCAAAAGAUAGACCAACAAUGUCCACAGUCAUUUCAAUGCUCAACAGCGAGAUUGUGGAUCUCCCUUCUCCAAAACAACCUGCUUUUAUUCUAAAACAGAUUGCAAAAGAUGCAAAGUCCCCUUCUCAGCAUGGUCAACGAAGAUGCUCCAUAAACGAUGUGACUGUUACAAUUGUUCAAGGCCGAUAAGAAGCAAGUCCUUAAGAUGAGCAAUUCUUGCUGCAGGGCAACUUGAAGAUAGUAUUAGUCAUAAGUAAAGGGCUGUAGCCUAC
Molecule: messenger RNA, 769 nt
Organism: Rubroshorea leprosula
Lineage: Eukaryota; Viridiplantae; Streptophyta; Magnoliopsida; Malvales; Dipterocarpaceae
Source: the annotation of a GenBank genome assembly